AUGGGGCCCCCGGGCAAUAGGAGAUCAUGGGGCCCCUGUGUCCUUGCCCAAACUCAAAAAAGCCUAUGAAAAAGAGUUUCUGUGUUAUAUAUCAUGUCUCUAUAGAAAUAAUUGGGUUUUCACCUAAAUACAGCAUUGAGGAUUUUAGCAUAAUGUCACAAAAUAUGAUGUAUGCGACAAUCAGGGGCGGACUGACAACUCAUGGGGCCCCCGGGCAAUAGGGGAUCAUGGGGCCCUGUGUCUUUGCCCAAACUCAAAAAAGCCUAUGAAAAAGGUACCAGGGGCAUCUCAUGGGGCCCCCUACUGACCCCGGGCUCUCAGGCAGUGCCCGAGUUCCCAAAUGGUCAGUCCACCCCUG
Staurois parvus is the source of this 358-nucleotide messenger RNA. Lineage: Eukaryota; Metazoa; Chordata; Amphibia; Anura; Ranidae. The record is from the annotation of a GenBank genome assembly.